CUUUUUCAAACCAUCGAUGUUCGCAAAAGCAGUACUCUCCUUAUUCAACAGUUCCCUCACAGAACAGUGUCCUUGGAAGCAUUCCGCUUCCGGUUCCUCUCAAGUCUCAAGCUCUCAAGUUUCUGGAGAUGGCAACCAAUGCUUCUCUUCUCGCUUCUCGCAGCACGAGCACUGAAAGCCGAAACCGGUAUCCGAUGGCAUGGAGAGAGCAGAAGCCAAGUCAAGAGCUUGUCAAAAGAAAACUGAAGCUGCUCACAAUUCCAACUCAGCUCCGGUCAAAAAAGGAAACACGAAGAAAACCAAACCUUGCACCAUUUCGUCACCAUGUCCGUUACUCUUGACCUUGGAAAUGAUGAUAUCCUUGCGCUGCUCGACAGGGAAAUCCAAAGAGGGUAUUCUCGACGAACACCCAUUACAAAAAUCCAGAUCGAAUGUUCGAGCGCCGAGUUCUGGAUUGGAAUGGGAGAUUCUCUCACGGAGAAUGAUUUGAUCCUGAUCUUUCAAAAAGUUGGUCGCGCUUUUCCUUCCUUACAGGAGGUUGCCAUGAAGGUAUUCGAAUUGCCUCUCCCAGUCAUUGCCUUGGAUGCCUUGCUUCGGUUGACCAAAGAUACCCUCCAGGUGAUUGAUCUGGUUGAUGUCGUCCUCAAGGGGACCCAGCACGAGCUCGAGAGUCUUGCCAGAACUUUCGAAGGACACCCUUCUUUGCAAAAGAUUCACCUAGACUGGUGCCUACCUAUAGUUGGCAGCCUUGACGCUGUCUUUGGCAAUCUCUCCACCAUUCGCAAAUUGUCGCAUGUGAAGAUUUGCGGGGCCGCCAUCUCCACAGAGAGGCUUCGCGUUCUUUGCAGCAAACCCAGUCUCAAAUGCAUCAGCUUUCUGGAUGAUCAUAUUGAAGACGAUGGCAUCAUGGCCAUGGCAGAAUCACUUGAUACAAACGAAAAUGUUCGAGAACUGAGUAUUCGGCUCUGCGGGCUGCAUCCCUCCACCGGAGAAAGCUUUGCCCGAAGCCUUCGGGCCAACGAGAGUCUAGAAGCUCUGGAAGUCCGCAUCAAGGACAGUGACUGGAACGCAUACGGCCAAUCCUUUACCAACGCAAUUCAACAAAACAAAUCCCUCUCCAGUCUUACUGUCUUCGUCGACGGCAAUGACAUCCAGGUUACUCCCACUGUCAAACAGUUGACAGGAGCACUUUAUGGGCACCCCUCGCUGAAAUCUGUCCGCUUUGGCCUACGAGGGGCACAGACCAAUGGAGUCCCCCGAUUGAUUGCUGAGACCUUUGUGGGUCCACUUCGAACUGUCCUGGAAACCAAUACAAUCCUGGAGGAUGUUCAGAUUGAUGGAAUGAUGGAAAGCCCAGGACUGCCCUUAGACAUAACCUUCCUCUUGAAAGCCAACCUAGCAGGACGCGACAAGCUUCUGAAGAAUCCUGCUGACCAUGAUCUCUGGAUUGAAACACUCAUUGCAAACUCUGCAGAUGUCGGGUUCACACAGUACUUGCUCAACAUGAAUCCCUCCAUCUGCCCAGUGCCUCCUCCCACUGCGCUAUAUUACGAGGUUUAGAAAAUUCCUGUAUUAUACUAGCCACAUGUUUUUGAAUCAUUACUCUAAUAUCAGCGCAUCACUUCAAAUAAGAU
Seminavis robusta is the source of this 1634-nucleotide messenger RNA. NCBI's taxonomy places the organism in Eukaryota, Bacillariophyta, Bacillariophyceae, Naviculales, Naviculaceae. The record is from the annotation of a GenBank genome assembly.